This is a messenger RNA of Mastomys coucha (southern multimammate mouse), 3020 nucleotides long. It is a transcript of the gene Rad54b, whose product is annotated as RAD54 homolog B. Gene Ontology annotation, biological process: double-strand break repair via homologous recombination; reciprocal meiotic recombination. Gene Ontology annotation, cellular component: nucleus. The transcript is spliced from 15 exons. Lineage: Eukaryota; Metazoa; Chordata; Mammalia; Rodentia; Muridae. Gene Ontology annotation, molecular function: ATP binding; DNA translocase activity; ATP-dependent chromatin remodeler activity. The record is from RefSeq and is a predicted model, not a curated record. Bases 129 to 2870 code for a protein of 913 amino acids.
GAGGCGCGUGCGGGGCCUGGGGCAGGCAGGAUGGCGCAGGGCCUGGGGGAGCGGGGCGGCGGGACACCCCCGCGCUGGCUGGUCUGGGGCGGCAGCAGGGGCCGGUCCUGCGGGGUGGACGUUCGCGAAUGCCGCGGCCCCCGAGGCUGCCCCUGGCCGGAGAACAGCAGGUGUCAGCCAAGAGGUUAGCAUUGCUAAAGAUGAGACGGUCUGCAGCACCAAGUCAGAUGCAGGGAAAUUCCUUUAAAAAAACAAGAUUCAUACCUCCAGGAAGAAGUAAUACAGGUGUGAGUAAGGAGGUUACAAAGAUGAGUCCAAAUACAAAACUGUUUCAGGGUGCUGAACAGUCACAGAGUGAUCCAGAUGUAUGCAGUUCAAAUCCCUGUCCCACUGAGGGAAGCCCUAGGGAAUUAGGUGAUGGGGCUAGAGUAGAUCCACUUCUUCCAGUUCAUUCGGCCUCUAAAGAAAUUGUAGAGUCCAAGGCACAAGAAGAAGCAGCUAGCAGAUUGCUUAAAUAUUUCAGUGUUGUUUGGUGUAAAGCGUCAAAGAAAAAACACAAAAAAUGGGAAGGCGAUGCUAUUCUUAUUGUAAAAGGAAGGUCUUUCACAUUGAAAGAUUUGGAAGGAAAAGAUAUUGGAAAAGGCAUUGGAUAUAAAUUCAAGGAGCUUGAAAACGUAGAAGAAGGCCAAACAUUGAUGAUUGGUGGGAAAGAAAUAGAAAUCCUGGGUACAGUCUCUCCUGAUGACUUCAACAGUGGCAAGUGUUUUCAGUGUGGAAGUGGAAGUCCUUCUGUCCCAAGUUCUCAGGCUGCCAGGAGAUGCUCUUCUACCCCUUUCAAAAGUGUGUGUCAGUCAACCCAAGCAAAGGGAAACAGAUGGAAUGACUGGCAAAACUGCAAACCACGUCAUGACCCGGACACACCAAAUGCCCUUGUUAUGCCUCGACCAGACAAGAAUCACCAAUGGAUGUUUAAUAGGCACUGCUUUCCCAUUGUGGAUGUGGUGAUAGACCCUCACCUUGUACGCCACCUCCGACCACAUCAGAAAGAUGGAAUUGUCUUCCUCUAUGAGUGUGUGAUGGGAAUGAGAGCAAUUGGCAAAUGUGGUGCUAUUCUUGCUGAUGAAAUGGGCUUAGGAAAAACAUUGCAGUGUAUCUCGCUCAUCUGGACCCUAAAGUGUCAGGGGCCCUAUGGUGGCAAGCCAGUGAUAAAUAAGACACUUAUUGUUACUCCUGGAAGCCUGGUGAAUAAUUGGAGGAAAGAAUUUCAAAAAUGGCUGGGAAGCGAAAGGAUCAAGAUAUUCACUGUUGAUCAGGACCAUAAAGUCAAGGAGUUUAUCAAUUCUACAUUUCAUUCUGUUCUUAUCAUCAGUUAUGAAAUGUUGCUUCGUUCCCUAGAUCAAAUUAAGACUAUACCAUUUGGCCUUCUGAUCUGUGAUGAGGGGCACCGGUUGAAGAACAGUAGUAUCAAGACAACGGCAGCCCUUUCUAGCCUCUCUUGUGAGAAGAGAGUAAUUCUCACUGGUACUCCAGUUCAGAAUGAUUUGCAAGAGUUCUUUGCAUUAGUUGAUUUUGUUAAUCCAGGAAUAUUAGGGUCUCUGUCAUCUUAUAGGAAGAUAUAUGAAGAACCCAUCAUUAUGUCAAGAGAGCCUUCUUCUCCUGAGGAAGAGAAAGAGUUAGGGGAGAGAAGAGCAAGUGAACUCACGCGUCUCACUGGACGUUUUAUCCUUAGAAGAACUCAGGAAGUCAUCAAUAAAUACCUGCCCCCUAAGAUAGAGAACGUAGUCUUUUGCCGACCAGGAGCAUUGCAGAUUGCACUUUACCGAAAGCUGCUGAGUUCUCAGUCUGUGAGGUCCUGUCUGCAAGGACUAUUGGAAAAUAGUGAUCACCUCGUCUGCAUAGGAGCCCUAAAGAAGCUGUGCAACCACCCAUGCCUCUUGUUCAGCUCUGUGAAGGGUAAAGAAUUUAGCUCGAGUUGUGAUGAAAAUGAAGAAAGGAAUCUAUGCCAAGGCUUGCUGACUGUGUUCCCUGCUGGCUACAACUCUCUGCAGUUCUCUGAGAAUGAAUCAGGAAAACUACAGGUGUUAGUAAAGCUCCUGGCAGUGAUCCAUGAACUUCGUCCCACUGAAAAAGUGAUUUUGGUAUCCAACUACAGACAAACCUUGAAUGUUUUAGAAGAAGUAUGCAAGCGUCAUGGAUAUGCUUGUGGAAGACUUGAUGGCCAAACACCAGUCUCUCAAAGGCAGCAAAUUGUUGACAGUUUCAAUAGUAAAUACUCUACUAAUUUUAUUUUUUUAUUAAGUUCAAAAGCUGGUGGUGUGGGACUUAAUCUUAUUGGAGGAUCUCACUUAAUUCUCUAUGAUAUCGAUUGGAACCCAGCCACUGACAUCCAGGCUAUGUCUAGAGUAUGGAGAGAUGGUCAGAAACAUCCUGUACAUAUUUAUAGACUCCUGACUACAGGUACGAUAGAGGAAAAGAUCUAUCAGAGGCAGAUCAGUAAGCAAGGCCUUUCUGGGGCAGUUGUAGACCUAACCAGAUCAUCUGAACAUAUCCAAUUUUCUGUGGAAGAGCUUAAAAACUUGUUCACACUACAUGAAAAUUCACAUUGUGUUACUCAUGACCUGCUUGACUGUGAGUGCACAGGGCAAAAAGGUCACACUGAUGAUGUGUCAGAAAGCCCUGCCGCCUCUAGACAGUGUCAGCUCGGCCCUCAGAAGUCUGACUCCUCGAGACCUCUGUCCAUGUCACAGUUGAAGCAGUGGAAACACUUUUCUGGAGACCAUUUAAAUCUUCCAGACCCAUUUCUCGAAAGAAUAAGGCAAAAUGUGUCGUUCUUUUUCCAGAAUAUAACCAACCAAGGUUCUGCCAUUUAAUGGACUACCUCCUAACAUUCCUUUGCACCCCUUAAAAACUAAGAGGAAUUUAAUGUAAUUUUGAAAAUGAACAAAAUUAUUUAAAUUAUGAUAGUGAGCUUUUGUUUCACAAUAUGCCUACUUAAAUACAAUAAAAGUUGAGUUAUUUGC